Messenger RNA from Uncinocarpus reesii 1704, 1077 nucleotides. RefSeq lists its product as uncharacterized. The coding region runs from base 1 to 1077 and encodes 358 amino acids. The record is from RefSeq and is a predicted model, not a curated record. NCBI's taxonomy places the organism in Eukaryota, Fungi, Ascomycota, Eurotiomycetes, Onygenales, Onygenaceae. The transcript is spliced from 5 exons.
AUGCAGCGACUCCUGCGGGAAUUGUGGAUUGUCAAAUGGGCUUUCACAUCGAAGCUGAUUGGCGCGGGGAGAUCCAACUGUUGGUGCAAGGGCAAUUGGGGGCUUGGGCAUGCAGAUGAAUGCCAUGGUGGUCGUGCUAUUCUUCGUCUGAUAACCGGCUCCCCCUUCGCCCCUCCGCUCCUCUCCUCCCUUCUUCCUCCCGCUCUCCCUCCCCAGCCUCCUCCGCCGAAGACCUCCUCUCCUCCUUCCUCCCACACCUCUACCCCGACGAAGCACCCGCCUGCCUGGGCAACCCGGGCCAAACCCUGCUCUACUACCUCUCCGCUCUUCGGCGACAUCCGCGUCCUCGUCCCGGACUACGACUCCUCUAAACGGAAACUGAGAUCCACCGGCAACCAACGAUGGGAGAACGGGAAAGAAAUUCGGUUGUGCUGGGAGAGUUGCCCUUCAUAUGGCCCUUCCCAGUUUGAUCUAUGGACCGCCCUUCCAUCUCUCAUCGCCGCCCUCGCGGGGGCCGAAACCGUAUCAAUCACAGACCACCCGUCCUCCGCCGCGCUAUCCGGCGCCGUACAAUCAUGCAUCGCCCAGAACAUCGCCGACGCCGCCAUCCGGGCACGCAUAUCCGUCCACCCGCACGAAUGGGGUAUCUUCUUCCAAACCUGCCGCGAUCAGACCGAGGCGAAGAAACCGAUUGGCUUUGCGGCGGAGCAUCAAGGCACCUUCACACGCAUCAUCUGCGCGGACUGUCUGUGGAUGAGGGAUCAGCAUGCGAACCUGGUGGAAUCCUUACUCUGGUUUCUGAAACCGUGGGGAAAUGAAGAUUCCGCGGGCAGGGCGGGGGACGGUGGUUUGGCGUGGAUUGUUGCUGGGUUUCAUACUGGGAGGGAGAUUGUGGCGUCGUUCUUUGAGACGGCGGAGUCGAUGGGGAUGGUGGUGGAGGAUAUCUAUGAGCGGGAUGUCAAUGCGACGAGCGAGAUGGGUGUGGUCACUCGGCCCUGGAUGCCUGUGAGGGAGGGAGAAGGGCCGGAGAAUCGAGCGAGGUGGUGUGUUGUGGCGUUGUUGAGGAAGAAGGAUUGA